CAAGCACUCGGACGUGUUUUCGCAUCCGUUUUGCCACCGUUACGUAUCGCUUCGCAGGUUCGCAGCACGGCAGCUCGGCAGGUCCGUGCCGCCAACAACAGUUGGCCAAAACAGAAUAGCAUUAACAAUAACAACAAUAACAACUGGCCAUAAUCGGACUAGAUUUUCAACGGGCUGUGGAGUCUGCCAAUACAAAUAAUAUAUAAUGUGACAAGACACGAUGGACUUCCAGAAUCGCAACAAUACGGCCAACAAGUUUGUCUGCCCCAGCGACAGACAAUUGGCUUUGCGUGCCAAAUUAAAAGCCGGCUGGAGUAGCUCAAAGACCAGUGAGCCACUGCGACCCGAGGAACAGGAGGCGAUCAUCUCGGUGAUCCGGCGGAAUGAGGAAAUCGAGGUGGCCGAACGGCAGCGGGUUGGGCGGCUGGUGGAGCGGGUCGAGAAGAUCAAGCAGCAUGCCGUGGAGCGUGGACCCAAUUGCUGUCGUCUCUGUGGCGACACAUUCGGCAUCCUUCGACCACAGCGCAUUAUCUGCGAGGACUGCCGCCAGUCGGUGUGUGCGAAGUGCAGCGUGGACAUCAAUAUCCGUUACCAUACCAGCGAAAGGUCUCGCGAGAUCUGGCUAUGCCGCAUCUGCUCCGAGACCCGCGAGAUGUGGAAGAAGUCAGGCGCAUGGUUCUUCAAGGGCCUGCCCAAGUACGAUAUGCCGCGCAGCGCCAGUGCCACGCCCAUUCCCAACCCGGGACCCGGAUCCAUGGCAGGAGACACGCGGGCCGUUCAAAGCUGCCAUGCGACGCCGACACGUCCAGCGCGGGUGAAGAAGCUCACGAUCCGUGUGAACGACAGCAGCUCCAGCAGUAGCGGCCAUUCCGAGCCGGAGGACGAGGUGGACGCCGGCGUUGGAGGAAUUGGGGGCGGGGGCGUGGCCAAAGGCAGCAUAUCCUCGGGCCGAUUGCAACGGGAGGAUAGCUUCCGGUUAAGGGCCUACGGUUCGAUACGCAGCUUUAUCGAUGGCGGCGAGCGAAAGUUGUCCAACUCCUUCUUCUUUGGCCGCCAACAAAGUCAGCGGCCGUCGGAGUGUCCGGAAUACGACAGCGUCAGCAUGUCAAAACUGAGACGGGAGAGCAGUUUCCUGCGACGCGGCUCCGUUAGCUCUUCCUGGUCGAUCAGCGAUAGCUCCGGUUCCGGAUCCAACAAUUCAGGCAACUCCCAGUCGCAAUCCCAGUUCCAGCAGCAUCAGCAACAGCAGCAACACUGUCGAGAUCCACUGCUGGGUUGGCUAGAGAUCGCCAUUAGCUAUCGGGAGGCCUUCCACAGUCUCGACUGCACAAUGGUGCGUGCACGGGAUUUACCGGCCAUGGAUGCCGCUGGUUUGGCUGACCCGUACUGCAAGCUCAACAUCAUUACGCCGGAGGCGCAUACCAAGUACACGCGUUGGCAGCGCACAAAGACGGUGCACAAAACUCGGAAUCCGGAGUUCAACGAAACACUGCAGUUCGUCGGCGUGGAGCCCGAGGAGCUAGGCAACUCACUGCUCUACGUGGCUCUCUUUGACGACGACAAGUACGGCCACGACUUCCUCGGUGCGGCCAAGGUCUGCCUUUCCACGGUGCACAGCACAUCGCAGUAUCGGAUCUCGGUGCCAUUGGGCGUGGAGGACCAGUACAGCAACGCGGCGGAGAUGGCCCAGAACUGGCCCAACGGCAAGAUGCUCCUCUCACUUUGCUACAACACUAAGCGAAGGGCGCUGGUGGUGAAUGUGAAGCAGUGCAUCAACCUGAUGGCUAUGGACAACAACGGCAGCUCCGAUCCCUUCGUCAAAAUCCAACUCAAACCGGAUGCCCAUAAGAACAAGAAGCACAAGACCAGCGUCAAGUGGCGCACGCUCAAUCCCAUCUACAACGAGGAGUUCUACUUUGAGGCCAGUCCUCAUGAUCUCAACAAGGAGAUGCUCAUCCUUACCGUUUGGGACAAGGAUCUUGGCAAGAGCAACGACUUCCUUGGCAGCCUGCAACUGGGCGCCCAAAGUAAAGGCGACCGUCUGCAACAGUGGCUCGACUGCAUCCGAUUGCCGGAUCACUUCCACGAAAAAUGGCAUUGCCUCGCCCCCGACAAUCCCGCCCAUUGAGUAACCAAACCCCCUCCAAAAUCCCCAACUCGAUCCACCCCCAAAUCCAAUCGGUUCGAUCUUAUCUGAAACGAUAUGGAAGAUUUUUCCUAUAAGACACAUUUUUACGAACUGAUUUCUCAGCCAAGUUAGGUAACCAAAAAAUAAGAUUACAGAAAUGUAUAUAUAUUAGUUCGGGAAUUUAUGGAAAUUUAUGAAAAUUUAUUCGGCCUCAGACUUUAUACAACCGUUUUUUAUUCAUAUAAAUAAUAAAGUUUUCUAAUCAAAUAGAUUUGCAACUUCUGUAUUUUAAGGAAAGUAGCCUUUAUUUAUACGAUGAGCUUCACCAGAACUUUGCACUCCCAUAAUUUGUACUUCAAACAUUUAAUACCUUAACUAAUAGUGUAGUUUUUCUUUAAAUUACUUAAAAGAUAAAAAGAAAACCAACUAAAAUCAUAUAAAUAGUAAACUUCUUCGAUUUUCGAAACUCAAGAAAAGAACGAUUUGUGCAGAGAAAUCAGGUCGCGGAAAUAAGGCUUUAGCUCCAAAUAUACACAUAUAUAUAUUAACAUAUACAUACAUAUAUAUAUAUAUAUAUUAUAUACAUAUAUUUUUGAUAAGCCUGAGUGGGUGUGAGUAAGCAAGAACAAGCUAGAGAGCAAGUGGUAUAUAUAAUUGUGUGUGUUUGAGUGACUGCUUUCCAAAAUCUCGUACGUAACCCCAAUUUUCUAUGUCUAUACUUUGGCUCUUAACGACAUUUUUGUACACUGUAUAUAGCUUGUUUAAGUGUCCUUACCAAGGGUUAACCAACAUCAAAAUCUUUUCGAUUCAUUGCUAAAUUCAAUCUAUAAUCAAACGUAUACUUAUGUACUUCAAUAUAUCGAAAUAUAUACAUCUAUAUUCCCAAAAAAAAAAGGUUCUUUUACUUGGGAAUUUUAAAAUGGGAAAACAACAGAACAUAAUUUAACAUAAAUAAAUCAUACAAAAACAAACUUUAAGGUCUCAGAGGAAGACUUUCUUUUAAGUUUAUAACCAAUUUUCAGCCUGAAACUACUUGAAAUAAAAUCUAGCAACAUUUUUCCCAAUACAUGGCUUUAACAAAAGCUUUCUGACCGCUCCCGAAAAGCUCGUCGACCACCCUUAUGAAAAAGAAAUGAGCCAAUAAACAAAAAUCCAUUGCAAUUGAUAGGCAACGAGAACGUAUUACAUUUUUAGUGAACUGAUAAGACAGAAAGCCCUUUCCAGAAACUAUUGAUAAGGUUUAACCUCCACCAACAACACCAUAGAAAAUCCCUUUGAAAUCGUUUUUCAUUCAGUUUCAGUUCACAUUUAAUAAGUUUGGCAGAGUUUUAAAAAGUUGAAGCUAGCUUCAUCAUUGUAGUAAACAUCCAACACUAUACAAAUAGAGAUUAACAUCUAUGUACAGAUAUAGAGUGCCAAAUAAGUAAGCGGCCAAUCGAUGCGUUGCGCUCGAUUUGGAUAGAUAUAUAUGUUUGGAUGUAUGUAUAUAUAGCAAAUAUAUGAAGAUUACAUAUUUUCUA
Messenger RNA from Drosophila eugracilis, 3648 nucleotides. It is a transcript of the gene Rph, whose product is annotated as rabphilin-3A. The transcript has 5 exons. Gene Ontology annotation, molecular function: small GTPase binding. Lineage: Eukaryota; Metazoa; Arthropoda; Insecta; Diptera; Drosophilidae. The record is from RefSeq and is a predicted model, not a curated record. Gene Ontology annotation, cellular component: membrane. Gene Ontology annotation, biological process: intracellular protein transport. Bases 221 to 2128 code for a protein of 635 amino acids.